Messenger RNA from Pochonia chlamydosporia 170, 1071 nucleotides. RefSeq names its product 3',5'-bisphosphate nucleotidase. The coding region runs from base 1 to 1071 and encodes 356 amino acids. The transcript has a single exon. NCBI's taxonomy places the organism in Eukaryota, Fungi, Ascomycota, Sordariomycetes, Hypocreales, Clavicipitaceae. The record is from RefSeq and is a predicted model, not a curated record. Gene Ontology annotation, biological process: sulfate assimilation; phosphatidylinositol phosphate biosynthetic process. Gene Ontology annotation, molecular function: 3'(2'),5'-bisphosphate nucleotidase activity.
AUGGUAACCGCCCCGUCAUACACUCACGAACUGCAAGUUGCGCAGCUCGCCGUCCAGCGGGCCACCAUCCUCACCAAGCGUGUCUUUCAUGAGAAAGCCAAGGGGACGGUCGACAAAAACGACAAGUCUCCCGUUACUAUUGGUGAUUUCGGCGCCCAGGCACUCAUUAUUGCUGCCCUGAAGCACAACUUUCCCGAGGAUGCUAUCGUUGCGGAGGAGGAAGCCGCGCAGCUAAAGGAGGAUGCCAACCUGCGUGACACGAUAUGGAAUCUUGUCAAGGAUACAAAGUUGGACGAUGAGGAGGCCGAAAAGACGCUCGGCGGCGCCAUCAAGAGUGUUGAUUCGAUGCUGGAGCUGAUUGACCUUGGAAACAGCCCCGGUGGCUCCAAGGGCCGCAUCUGGACUAUCGACCCUAUUGACGGAACAAAGGGGUUUCUGAGAGGCGGCCAAUAUGCCGUGUGUCUGGGACUUAUGGUCGAUGGAGAAGUGAGGGUUGGCGUCUUGGGCUGCCCAAACCUCCCUGUUGACGAUUCAGCCCGCCUCACAGCAGAUAUUGGAUCCAACGCUACCGACGAGGGCCGCGGCGUGCUCUUCUCCGCCGUCGAGUACAAGGGAGCUAAUAGCCGUCCCCUGACGACUGGUGGCCUUUCGCCCGACAGCAAGCAUAUUGGCAUGCGGCCCAUUGAGGACCUCACAAAGGCUACGUUUUGCGAAUCCGUCGAGGCGGGACACUCGGCGCACGAUGAUCAGGCCGUCAUCUCGCAGAAGCUGGGCAUCACGGAGCCUUCUGUCAGGAUGGACAGCCAGGCCAAGUAUGGCUCUAUCGCCCGUGGCGCGGGGGACAUUUAUCUCCGUUUGCCUGUGAAGGCUACCUACCAGGAGAAGAUCUGGGACCACGCUGCUGGUGAUUUGAUUGUGAGAGAGUCAGGUGGCCAAGUCACUGAUAUCCAUGGCAAGAGGCUGGAUUUCAGUAUCGGACGGACCCUCGCGAAUAACAAGGGCGUGGUGGCUGCUCCCUUGCCCGUUCAUGAACGGGUUCUAAAGGUUGUGCAGGAGGUGUUGAAGAUUUAG